AUGUUAUCCUUACACGCAGCUAUUGUUCUGGGUCUUUGGAUUGUUUUACCAAGCUUGACCUUGGUGGCACUGGCAGGUGGACCAAACCUACCUCAGAGUGCAGAAGUGUUUUGGCGUUGGGAAGAUAAAGGAGACUCGGAUCCGAGUCAUCACAAUAUCUUCACUGGUACAGCUAACGCUACCUGGGUUAGAUCCGCAAGUUGUAAGAAAAGAAUGGGAUCAGAAAUCAUUCACCCCAGAAUCAGGGAUUCCCAUGUGGACGUCAAGGCGGCAACCAUCAAUCAUAGUGGAGAUUGGAUGGAUCCCGAUAGCAUUUAUAGUUGGCCUCAUGCCCAAAGUUCAGGCUUUGGAGUUUGUAACGCGUAUUCGAGGACUGACUUCUGGGUUCAUAAUCGAGAUCGAUCGCGUGCGAUGAAGAUUCGAUUUCCUGAUAUUUGUACUGAUAAAGACUGUGCAGGUCCAGACCACGAGAGACCGAAUGUUCAAUGUUUGAAUGGUCCGAAAGGAAGGAUUGUCAUGUACCUUGAUAAAUGGAUCAAUGAAUGUAUAGAUCCUUGA
Messenger RNA from Melampsora larici-populina 98AG31, 558 nucleotides. RefSeq lists its product as uncharacterized. The coding region runs from base 1 to 558 and encodes 185 amino acids. The transcript is spliced from 5 exons. The record is from RefSeq and is a predicted model, not a curated record. Lineage: Eukaryota; Fungi; Basidiomycota; Pucciniomycetes; Pucciniales; Melampsoraceae.